Molecule: messenger RNA, 1782 nt
Organism: Dendrobium catenatum
Lineage: Eukaryota; Viridiplantae; Streptophyta; Magnoliopsida; Asparagales; Orchidaceae
Product: nucleobase-ascorbate transporter 6
Exons: 14
Coding region: 1-1605 (534 amino acids)
Biological process (GO): transmembrane transport
Cellular component (GO): membrane
Molecular function (GO): transmembrane transporter activity
Source: RefSeq, a predicted model, not a curated record
AUGGCUGGUGGUGGAGGUGCAGCGCCGGCGCCGAAGGCCGAUGAUUUGGUGCCUCAUCCCGUGAAGGAUCAGUUGCCCAACGUCUCUUACUGCAUCACUAGCCCGCCCCCAUGGCCGGAGGCUAUUCUGCUUGGUUUUCAACAUUAUUUGGUUGUGUUAGGCACAACUGUGAUCAUCCCCACCGCACUUGUUCCUCAGAUGGGAGGGGGUAAUGAUGAGAAGGCUAGAGUAAUUCAGACGUUGCUCUUUGUGGCUGGUAUAAACACACUGUUACAGUCUUUUUUUGGCACUCGCUUGCCAGCGGUGAUUGGAGGGUCUUACACUUUUGUUGCACCGACCAUCUCCAUCAUUCUGGCCGGUCGAUAUAGUGACAUUGCUGAUCCUCAUAGGAAAUUUCUACGAAUCAUGAGAGGGACACAAGGUGCCCUAAUUGUCGCAUCAACGCUUCAGAUUAUUGUGGGGUUUAGUGGCCUUUGGCGCAAUGUCACCAGAUUUCUAAGUCCAUUGUCAGCCGUUCCUGUAGUCGCACUUGCUGGGUUUGGGCUUUAUGAGUUAGGCUUCCCUGCGGUCGCUAAAUGUGUUGAGAUUGGGCUCCCAACAAUAAUCAUACUGAUUUUUAUUUCACAGUACAUGCCUCAUGCUGUACAUGCAGAGAAGCCAGUAUUUGGUCGGUUUGCAGUCAUCUUUUCUGUUGCAAUUGUAUGGUUGUAUGCAUAUUUUCUCACCAUCGGUGGGGCCUAUAAGCAUACCCCACCAAAAACACAAUCACACUGCCGUACGGAUCGUUCUGGCCUUGUUAGCUCGGCUCCCUGGAUUAGAGUUCCAUACCCUUUUCAGUGGGGGGCACCAUCAUUUGAUGCUGGGGAAGCCUUCGCGAUGAUGGCUGCUGCAUUUGUUGGUCUAGUAGAGUCUACUGGGACUUUCAUUGCCGUGUCUAGGUAUGCGAGUGCAACUCCACUGCCUCCAUCCGUUCUAAGUCGUGGAAUUGGUUGGCAGGGAAUUGGCAUCUUGCUGGAUGGUUUGUUUGGAACUUCAAGUGGCUCCACUGUAUCAGUAGAAAAUACUGGUUUGCUGGCUUUGACGCGAAUUGGCAGCCGAAGGGUAGUUCAGAUUUCAGCAGGAUUUAUGAUUUUCUUUUCUAUUCUUGGCAAGUUUGGAGCAGUUUUUGCAUCCAUUCCAUUGCCCAUAUUUGCAGCUCUAUAUUGCAUUUUCUUCGCCUAUGUUGGUUCUUGCGGAUUAAGCUUCUUACAAUUCUGCAAUCUGAAUUCAUUCAGAACCAAGUUUAUCUUAGGAUUCUCUCUCUUUAUGGGCUUAUCAGUACCUCAGUACUUCAAUGAGUAUACUGCGGUUGCUGGGUAUGGUCCAGUUCAUACAAGUGCAAGAUGGUUCAAUGAUAUUAUCAACGUUAUAUUCUCAUCAAAGCCAUUCGUUGCUGGUGUUGUGGCAUUCUUCCUGGACAACACACUUCACCGGCACCACAGUGCCAUCAAGAAGGACAGAGGUUAUCAUUGGUGGGAUAAAUUCCGAUCCUUUAAGACCGAUAAUAGAAGUGAGGAGUUCUAUUCCUUGCCAUUCAACCUAAACAAGUUUUUUCCUUCUGUGUGAGCGCAGAGCUAUGCUAUUAUUUUGUCAUUCCUAGUUAUUUUCUUGUUUCGCAGUUCUGAAUUUUAGUGAUAUGUUAUUUAAAAUGCAUUAAUAUUUUACAUUUUUUGCUGAAUAUAUAUAUGUGCUUAAUUUAUAUAUUUCAUGUUUUAUGAAUGCUUCCGGUUUGUCUUCUUUUUU